This is a messenger RNA of Eurytemora carolleeae, 1268 nucleotides long. Its product is annotated as trypsin-1. Gene Ontology annotation, molecular function: serine-type endopeptidase activity. The transcript is spliced from 15 exons. NCBI's taxonomy places the organism in Eukaryota, Metazoa, Arthropoda, Copepoda, Calanoida, Temoridae. The record is from RefSeq and is a predicted model, not a curated record. Gene Ontology annotation, biological process: proteolysis. The coding region runs from base 39 to 1241 and encodes 400 amino acids.
UGCUCUACUUCAAGAAUAGUUACUCUCAGGGAUUCUGUAUGCCUCUUCUCUUCAUUAGCCUUCUUCCAAGAUCAUCUUCAUGUAAUAGUAGAGACUAUAGAUCUUCUGAAUCCGGGAUAUUUCUGGAGGAGGAUCCAGGGGGAGAGGAGUACAGGGAGUAUUCAGAUUAUUAUAGUUACUACGUAGAUCAAGAUCAACAUUAUCAACAAUAUGAUCAGAACCUAGGAGAGAAUAAUUACCUAGAAGAAGAGAAACUUUCAUAUUCUCUUUACAAACACUGUAAACCCUGUGAUACUGCGGAGUUAAAAUCCUCAACAGACGGACCUCCCUGCUGUCCUCUUCCUGCUGGUAGGUAUCAUUCUCCUUCCUUCUCUCUUCAUAACUAUACAAACUGUGGUCGGCAGUCCAUCAGCAGGAUUAUUGGCGGACAUGAAGCGGUAGAAAAUGAAAUACCAUGGAUGUGUGCUAUUCUUAGAUCUGAUAAUCGUUGGAGGGGUUGCGGAGCCGCUCUUCUUAACUGUAAUCCCGUAGUUCUUGUUACAGCAGCACAUUGUGUACAGGGUAUAGAUGAUCCAUCAAGUAUUAGAAUUGCAUGUGGAGCACACAAUAUGCUGUUAAAGGAACCCUCACCGCUAGACAGGAAUGAGGUUCGAAUGGAUGUUUCUGAGAUAAUUAUUCAUCCUGAAUACAGAGAUCCAGCAUACUCAUUCGACCAAGAAGGACCUAAACUAUUCAGAUAUUUAAAUGAUAUUGCUGUGAUUAAAGUGAAGAAUAAACUUCCCUGCUCUAGUGGAGUUAUCUAUCCUGUUUGUGUUCCACAUGUCGGAGAUGUUCAUACAGACAGCACAGGUCUCCUCUCAGGCUGGGGGAGAACAAAAUGGCCGAACGGCAUGGUGUCGCAGGUUCUAAAAAAAAUCCGACUGCCAGUAGUGAGCAGAGAAGUUUGCUCUCAGGUUUGCAGUGUAGGAUUAAAUAUCCUAGUACGGGUUGCAGUACAGACAUGUCAUCUAGCAGAUACUCAGAUAUGUGCAGGAGGAAACCAGGGAGAGGGGGCUUGUCAGGGUGAUAGUGGAAGUGCACUGGUUGCCAGGUAUUCGGAUGAUGAACCUUGGACUAUCGUUGGAAUCACCAGCUGGAGUAGAGGGUGUGCUCUGGGUGGAUUUCCUACAGUAUUUACCCGAGUAUCCGAAUACAUACCUUGGAUAUCAGAGCAGUACAAUCUGGAGUACACUAGUAUUUAAGUAAAAUAUAUGCUAGAAAAGUACAUA